AUGGAGAAUGGAUCGGUGGUGAUGUCAUUCAUAUUGAUGCACUUUUCUGAACUUGAAGACCAUAGAUAUGUAUACUUUGCAAGCUUCCUGUUAUUGUACAUCCUUAUGGUAUUAUCAAAUAUAAUUCUUAUUUCAGUCAUUUACAUCGAACCCGGUCUACAUGAACCCAUGUAUUUUUUUAUGUGUAAUUUAGCAGUGAAUGGAAUUUAUGGCAGUAUAUCUUUACUGCCAUCAGUUCUUGGUAAUUUAAUGUCUCAUACUUAUGAAAUAUCUCUGACUUAUUGUCUUUUACAGAUAUUUUGUAUACACACAUAUGCUAUAGUUGAAUUUACUAUUUUAGCAGUGAUGGGCUAUGACCGUUAUGUCGCCAUUUGUCAUCCAUUACACUAUCACCAAUUAAUGUCUCAUAGAAAAGUGUGCACACUUAUUGCAUUGUCUUGGUUUUAUCCUUAUAUUAUUUUUGGACUCUAUUUCAUAUUAACUUUACAGCGUACAUUUUGUGACAGGAUUAUUGAAAAAGUGUAUUGUGUCAACUUUGAAUUGGUCAAACUAUCUUGUUUUGAAACUACUUUUCAGAGCAAAGUUGGCUUUGUUGUAACUAUUUUUGGAAUUGUUCUACAGUUGCUCAUGAUACUAUUUUCCUAUGUUCAAAUACUCAGAAUUUGCUUAUAUGCUUCUAAGGAAUCUCAGACCAAAGCUCUUAAAACAUGCACCCCUCACUUACUGUCUGUGAUUAACUAUACAAUAGGAUGCUAUUUAGAAAUUAUUUCAAGUCGUUUCAACAUGAAUCAUGUACCAUAUAAAGCUCGCAUAUUCCUAUCUAUUUAUUUUCUGAUAUUUCCCCCAUUGUUUAAUCCUGUCAUUUAUGGAAUUAGUAUUCAAGCCAUCAGGGUUCAGAUUUUUAAACUGUUCAUUACUUGUAAAAAUAAGUUAACUCCACUGCAGGUGAUGAUGUAA
Conger conger (European conger) is the source of this 957-nucleotide messenger RNA. Its product is annotated as olfactory receptor 52K2-like. Gene Ontology annotation, molecular function: olfactory receptor activity; G protein-coupled receptor activity. Lineage: Eukaryota; Metazoa; Chordata; Actinopteri; Anguilliformes; Congridae. The transcript has a single exon. Gene Ontology annotation, biological process: G protein-coupled receptor signaling pathway. The record is from RefSeq and is a predicted model, not a curated record. Bases 1 to 957 code for a protein of 318 amino acids. Gene Ontology annotation, cellular component: membrane.